UCGCUCCUGGACUUUGAGCAGAGCUUUGAUCCCGAGCAGGGACAGUUUGCCGGGACUCGUGUCUCCCGCAGGUGCCCGGUCUGGCCCCAGAGAAGGGCAGCAUCUCUCCGUGCGGCCGGGCCGGGAUGGCUGCGCGGGUGUCCGUGCUGCCCUCCCUCCGGUGCCUGUUCGAUGACCCUGUGCAGAUCCGUGUGGCCGGUCUGCAGCCGCAGCAGGCGGUCACGCUCCGAGCCAGCCUGCUGGACGAGAGCGGCGAGCUUUUCCAAGCACACGCUCUCUACAGGGCUGGGAACAGCGGGGAGCUGGACCUCAGCCGCUCCCCGGCCCUGGGGGGCAGCUAUUUGGGAGUGGAGCCGAUGGGGCUGCUCUGGGCUCUGCAGUCCAAAACGCCCUAUAAGCGGCUGGCAAAGAGGAACGUCCUGACCCCUUUCAAUGUGGACUUGGAAGUGUAUGAGGGCCAUGGGGACAUGAGCCGCUUGCUGGGAAAAUGCACCAAUGAACGAUGGUUUUUAGGAGAGGGGGUGAAGAGGAUUUCGGUCAGAGAAGGUCGUCUCAGAGCAACCCUCUUCCUCCCUCCCGGACCUGGCCCAUUCCCUGGACUUAUUGAUUUGUAUGGAUCUGGAGGAGGUCUUAUUGAAUACAGAGCAAGUCUCCUGGCUAGCAGAGGCUUUGUGACUCUGGCUCUUGCUUACAUGUCCUUUGAAGAUAUCCCUGCUAUGCCACAGAUUCUUGAACUGAGCUAUUUUGAGGAGGCUGUCAACUUUUUGCGGAAGCAGCAGCAGGUGAAAGAUACUGGGAUUGGUGUUUUGGGCUUGUCUAAAGGAGGUGAUCUAGCCCUUUCCAUGGCCACAUUUCUACCUGGCAUCAAGGCAGCUGUCAGCAUAUCUGGAAGUUGCUUUAACUCCUUCAUUCCCCUGAAAGGGAAUGGUUUCACUCUUCCUGUUCACCCAUAUGACUUGGGGAGGAUGAAGAUCAGUGAUGAGUCUGGACUAGUAGAUUUUUCAGAUGUCUUAGACGAUCAUAUGGACCCAGCAACUUGGGAUUGUCGCAUUCCUGUGGAGAAGUCCUUAGCCAAGUUCCUCUUCUUGUCUGGCCUGGAUGACAUGAACUGGAAGAGUGACCUCUAUUGCCGGGAUGCUGUUCAGCGCCUUCAGCAGCACGGCCGGCAAGUGGAGUUUUACUCCUAUCCUGGAGCAGGGCACCUCCUGGAGCCACCAUACUUGCCUCUGUGCAAAGUUUCCAUCCACAGGGUGCUUGGGAUGUUUGUGCAUUGGGGAGGGCAGUGGAGAGAGCAUGCUAGAGCACAAGAAGAUGCAUGGCGCAGGAUACAGGCCUUUUUCUGGCAACAUUUGAUGGACUCAGACAUCCCUAUGAGUAAGCUGUAGUGGAAACUGUCGUAGAUGCUAGCUAGGGAUGAUAUUUCAGCACUCACUGGAUCUUGGAAACUCACCAGAAGUUUCCUGGACUGCCUUCCUCUAAAUCCCACUGUUGCAUAGUUGUUUAUUCUCAUUCCCCAAAUAAUUUCCCAUUUUUAGUUGAAUUUCAGUUGACUUCUGGCCCCACCUUCACAGUAGACUGGCACCAUCUGUAGUCUAAAAACAACCCAGCAUCCCAUCAUCUAAAUUACGUUUGUGCUGAGAUAUCUUUAUCCUCAAUAUGCAACCAUCUCCUUUCAUAAGAGGAAAUACUCUCACAGGAGGAGUUUUCCAUUGAAUGGUUUAGCGUUGCACCUUUAAGUAACCUAGAUAUAAACAGCACUUUUGUUGGA
This is a messenger RNA of Catharus ustulatus (Swainson's thrush), 1768 nucleotides long. RefSeq names its product acyl-coenzyme A thioesterase 1-like. Bases 126 to 1385 code for a protein of 419 amino acids. Lineage: Eukaryota; Metazoa; Chordata; Aves; Passeriformes; Turdidae. The record is from RefSeq and is a predicted model, not a curated record. The transcript has 3 exons. Gene Ontology annotation, molecular function: fatty acyl-CoA hydrolase activity. Gene Ontology annotation, biological process: fatty acid metabolic process; acyl-CoA metabolic process.